Molecule: messenger RNA, 8219 nt
Organism: Amoebophrya sp. A120
Lineage: Eukaryota; Dinophyceae; Syndiniales; Amoebophryaceae
Source: the annotation of a GenBank genome assembly
AGAUUACUACAUCUUCAACAAAGCUCUCGACGUCUCCUGUUCUCCUCGUCAUGAUCAGUGUGUAGAAAGAUAAAUUGUACCUUCUUCAUACCUACGCAGCUUUUGAAAAGCGUAAAUCAAAAUGAAGAAGCAGGCUCUCCUGAAUGCACUGGACGCCACGGACCAGGCUUUCUUGCAGCAGGUGGAGUUCCGGUUAGGCGUUACGAAGAAGGAAAUCGAGGAAGACGAGGAGGACGAAGUUUUGCAGCUCGCGGACUUGAAAGCCCUGGCCUGCGACGAGGAACGGGAGCGGGAAUUUGUGAAGCGGUGCACUUCGACAGAGAAUAGCAAAAACAAACCUUACUCCGCCGACGCACCGGAGACAAACAAUGCCAGCGAGAACGCCGACAAGGCGUCGAACAAGGGCAGGCCACCACGGGUGUUCGAGUGCUUCGUGCCGGUGGAUUUGGCAAGUUAUCAAAUCUCCAUAGCAGGAGGAACAGGAAACAAAAACGGUGAUAAAGGAGAAAUAAAUGCCGAGCAGGAGUUUUUGCAACGGAUCGCGAGUGAAGGCGUGGACGUGGAAUGCAGCCGGUUCUACGAGGGGAGAUUAGAGCAGAUACUCGCUGGGGAACGGGCGUGGUCCACACCAAUAGACGAUGACUUUUCCAUGGAAGAAGAGGGUGUGCCGCCAGGUGAGACAAUCUGAUUCGACGGAUGAUUGCGCCACUCAGUAUAGCAAAAAAUGCUGCUUGAUGUAUUUGUAUAGGGUUACUACAGCUGUAGUUUGUUGUGCAGCAAAUUUGUCACUAUCAGGUUCCCACGUCAAGUCUCUCGUCGACAAUUUCAAUCGACGGACGGGCUACCUUAUGCAAUGCAAAAGCAUCGUACUAGUAUAAAUCACAUGACAAAUUCCCUCAGCAUGAAAAAUGGAAUUUGUAAUGCGGAUUUAGGUUAAGAGGGAGAUUUGUAAUGCAUGAUUGCGAUUACUACGAGUACGAUACUUUUGCACAGGAUAUACCUAGCUCCCGCGCGAGCCACGUGCCCGGCAUCCGAUGGGAGUCUGCUGCACCUAUCAAAUGUAAAAAUGUCUGGGUCUGGAAGAUUGCCGGGUUUGUCAUGCACAUUUUGCACGACUCCUCAAUUCUGUGACGCAUGGCCUAGCAUCACAGAUUUUUAGAGGCCUUCCUGAUGCCUAUUCCGCAUGACAGAUGCUCUUUCCGUGCUGCAAGAUUUGGACUCUCUUUGCUGCUGAUGCAAUACAGAUUUUUUUAGAAUCCAAAAUCAGCAUGACAAGUUGGAUUCUUCCAGACCCAGACAUUUUUGCAUUUGAUAGCACCAGAGAAUGAGCAAAACGGGGGUCGUCCCGCGCGCCACCGCCCCACCGCGGUCCGCCCCGCUUUUGAACGGGGGCCGAGCGACAACCGCUGCGAAUAAAGUAACCCUCGCCCCGGUCGCGGAAGUAGAUGAUGAGAGCAGGGAGCAACAAUCUUCGGUUCUCGAAGAAGUCGACCCUUUGAAAAGGGAAACGGUUACAGUCGAUAGCUUUCUCGAAGGAACGGAGGAGGAAGAAAAAGCGGCGCAGCUGAUCCAACUGAAAUUUCGAAAACGGCAGCUGGCGCUGGGGAAUAAACGACCAGAAUCUACUUCCAUAUCAUCUUCUUCAAAGCCCGGCGGCAGUACUGGUACUGCAGACGACAACCGCAUCCCGUCCGUCGCGUCUGCCACGACCGCUGCACGAUCGAGCUCGACCGCGAGCUCAGCGACGACGGCAAUGGACGAGAACCUCCAGGACAUUUCCACCUUCACGGCAGAAGAGCACCAAGCGGCCACUAGCAUCCAAAGGCGGUUUCGAAAGCAGAGGGCGUUCAAUGAAAAAGAAAAAGAUAGCAAUAAUAUCAUCAAUCAGGACUCUUCCAUGCUCUCCGUCGUGAGUAGCAGCUCUGGUGCAGGUGCAGCACCCUCCUCCGCCAGUUCUAGCAGCUCCUCCUCUAGUUCAUCUGGGUCAUCUUCAUCUUCAUCCGACGCUUCGAGUUCGGCCGCGAGUUCCGCGCAAUCCUCCCCCCUCGAAGCAGAGAAUUCCAUCCUGAUGGCAAACAACACCUCUAGAAGCAAAAUCUCGCCCAUCUCGCCCAAAGACAGCUCGGGCGCGGAUGAGAGCCAAAUUCUCGCGGAUCUUUCGCUUGCGUUUGAAUCGGCCAGGGGAUCGAGCAGCUCCGAGACACCAGCGUUCUUCAACAACAACGAUAUUAACCGCACGUCGAGCACCAGCGGAACUGCAACGAGGAAGAAAACGACCACUUUGCUGGCUUGCAAGGUGGUGCUGCAGCAGCCGUUUGUCACGUCCGACCGGAAGUAUCUGUCGCAAGCAUUCAUUCCGGAAUCGUACGACGCGAUUGUGUUUGAAGACGAGGACGAGCCACAGAACUGCGUCUACAUGGUGCGAGACAAAAAGCAGGUGUUAUAUCCUACGUAAAAACGUCCCCACACCAUAGUCAAGAAGGAAAAUCUGCAACACAAAUCUCCAAGUUUUGGGAGUUCUGCAUGACAAGUUUCCAUCUGCAGUGUAGUGCUGGUUAGCAAGGAAAGCCGCAUGAGAAAACCAUUUGCUCAUCCUGUUUACAGCAUUACAAAUUCCAAAACACGACUGGCAAUGCCUUUCAAGGAGAUGCGCAUUACAAAUGUUCCUGUCAUUGCGCAUUUGCAUGACAACUCUGGGGUGGGGACGUUUUUACACAGGAUAUGUUACCGCUGUACACCAUCGCUUUGGAGCCGACCUUGAAGUCGGAGGAGGUGAACCACUUGAAGUGCCACAACUGCCGGGAAAAGGGAAAAUUAGACACCGACUCCGUCUAUCAUGUGCAAAUAUGUCUGGGUCUGGAAGAGUCAUGCUGCUUUUGCAUGACACAGAAGGUCUGGCAUGGAAGCGCUAGCAUCACAGCUUUCGAGAAGCUUCCGCAAUGCCGAACCCGCAUGACAAAUGCCCCACUCUGGUGACAGAAAGUGGGCAGCUUUUUCUGCCUAGUAUGCAUGAGAGAUUUUACCGUGUACGUGUUGUGAAAUGCGCAUCACAAGUUUGCACUCUUCCAGCCCCAGAAAUAUUUGCAAUGCAUAUCGUCUGGUCUGUGGAGUUAGAAGGGUGGACGUUGUGUGACCCGUGCUUAGAGUCCUUCGUGGCCUUCAUUCCGGACUACAAGGAAAAAAAGAAAGUCGUGUACAGAUGAAUAAAACCUAUUUUCGUUGUUGGAUGUCUUUGUUUGUCAACAUGAUACAACUGUAUAAAACAAGGCGAAGCCUACUUGAACUUGAUCGAUCCCGAUGCGCACAGGUUGGUGUCAUGCAGCUUUGAGGCGUGAUACCCAUAAUAGCAUCAUCAAGUAGACAUGAAAGAUCAUUGAAUAAGAGCAAAAAAUAAAAACCUCACAGCCCGAUCCGCGAGAUGCAGCCUGUGGCGAAGAAGUGCCCCGAGCACCCACAAGAGAAUCUCGACCUCUGGUGUGACGAGUGCAACCGACCGGUGUGUCAGCUCUGCAAGGUCACCGGGGACCAUUCCACCGGGGAGUUCAAAUUGCACCACUUGACCUCUCUGCCGUUAAAGCACCACCAGGUGCAGAUGGACUUGCAGCGCACGAAGAACCACUUCACCUUUGCGCAGUACCAACUGCAGAAACAGAUCGACACGACGACGAAGCGGAUCAAGAAUGUGGAGGAAAACAUCGAGGCGAUGCUGAAGAUGGUGCGACAGCAGUCGGAGGAGCUGGAAAUCCAGAUCAACAAGGCGGCGUUGGAGGGGCGCAACGAGCUGCAGUGCAAGCGGGGGAUUUUGGACGCCUUUCUCGGGCAAAUCGACUACGCGCAAAACUUAUCCUGUGCAAAAGUAUCGUACUCGUACUAAUCGCAUUCAUGCAUUACAAAUCUCAUUCUCAAGGUAAAUCCGCAUUACAAAUUUUAUAUCUCAUGCGGGGGAAAUUUGUCAUGCGAUUUAUACUAGUACGAUGCUUUUGCAAUGCAUAAAACUUCCUGGAGUACAUUUCCGACCCGGUGAACCUGGAUGGUGGGGAGUACCUGGAAAUGGUCGACCAGUACCCGGUGCAAAUGCAGCGACUGGUACGUGAACAAAGAUUGAAAUUCAAUCAAUGUUUACUGUUUGACUUUUGUGUCAAAAAAUUGACUGGCGUUUGUUUUGUUCUGCAGCGCACCAGAGAUGAUCCUGCUCCCUCACUGCAUAUAUAAGCACGCAUGAGAAAGAACAUCGAGCACUUCACUUCAUUCCACAGUGUGCCGAUCUCGGGUCUUCCAACGAGGAAUACACCUUCGACGAGUCGCAACAGUACAUCCCGGCUAUGGCCAUUGAAGGCGAGGUCGGCAUUAUCGAGCGGUGCAAGCCAAAAUACAUCUUCAAGAAGCAGCAGAAAAACGUCUUCCAAGCGGCAAAUAUCACGUCGUUUUUAAAGCGGGAAGUCAUCAAGUACAGAUAUCUUUAUUGUGAUUUGACUGAACAUGAUGCAAUAAAUGCAUGCGUAGAAAAUGGCGUCCAUUUUCAUGCAUCAACAUCCAAAUCCAUGUCAUCGAGUUCGAGUAUCAGCAUGCACAUCAUCAACGACUCCACCUACUCCCAGGACGAAGUCUUCCCCGGUGACGCCUCUCCCGACCCUGGCCGCCCUAACGCCCGGGCCCGCGGAGAGCGCAGCCUUGCCAUCGCCCCACCAGCCCAUCAACCUCGAACCAAAACUGGAGUUGCGGGAAUAUCAGGAAAGUGUAACAUCCGCGGCUCCACCAGCCCCUGUGGCGCCGGCGGUGCAGCAGAUGCUGGGAAAGAAGCAUUUGAGCGUGAUGUCAUCGGUACAAAUUGGGUAUAGUUUUUUGUGAGUGUUGAAGCUGUUCUUGCAGCUCGCACCAGAAUUCAUUGGCCUGCUGAGCGAGCAUGAUGUUUGUCCAUGCGAGUUGCUGAGUUCAUCAACCAUGAUUAUGAACUCACACAAUACAGCUCCGGCACCAUCCAAAGUACGAUAGCAAUCGUAAAACAUACUUACUGACGUGGCGCGCGCAACUUGUUUUGCAGCGUUGCCAGCGACUGGCAACGCUCCUGGUGCGUCGUGGAAUGCCUACAGCGAUGACGCAACUUGGUGCCCGAGGUGCGCCAGCUUGCGUCUGUCAUCCCCCAGUAAAUGGCGGCGAGGGGUGUGAGUGGAAAUGGUCCGCGGGCAGAUUUGGGGCCGGCGCUUUGCGCUGUAUAAUGUUGGCUCCCCCGGGUCGCCCAGCCCUGGUCGGUCUCUGUGGGCGCUGGCAGCCACGUUGUGAUAAGUAGAUGAGGCGCAACCGUGGGCCCCCUGCGUUUUUCCUUGCUGCAGGGGCCGCCUUUAGCGGAUCCCCUGCGCACUCUAAGGCUCUGCUGCCUCUCGGAAGGGGGCGGCGCGCGACCCACGCGGCGCUGGCGCCUGGGGCGUGGUAAGUAUUUUCCCGUUGCCGGGGCUCGUGCCGAACGCACGCGAGCCUCCCUCUGCCGGCGGGGGGCAGGCAGUGUGUGUUCUCUCCGUAGCAGCCCUCUAGCUGCCGCGCUGUGGUUUCUGUUUUUUCGCUCCCACCGAGAAAACCAUGCGCAUGCGUGGCGGCGCAUGAAAGAACCACUGGAAUUGGAUAUGCGGCGCACCGUGUCGGGGCCGGCGCGCUGUCCGGUCUCUCUGCCCGGAAAGCCAACACGGCCGGAUUUCUGCGUUUCGGCAGGCCCCCGCAUGCUUACCUUCGCUACUCCUUUCUUCGCCGACUACCGGCACACGCUUGCCGGCUUUUCCCUUCAAUUUCCGCCGGCAAUAGGCUAUGAACAACUGCUGCCCUAUUCCGCUUUUUUCUGUUCUGCUUCUGUUGCGCGGGCGCGCGCCUUCAACGCGCACCAGCCCGGGUCCAGCGUCCCGAUUCAAUCGGCGAAACAGGUCAGGCCAAGGUGUUUCGCCGAUUAAAUCGGUGGCUUUUCGUCGAAACAGGUCGCGCGGAGGUGUUUCGACGUCGAAACACUUUCGCCCGAGCUGUUUCGGCGCUGGAAUCGAGAAACUCGGCCUGGUUGGCUCUCGUCCGCGCAGCCUUUUUUUUCUUGGCCGGCCCCUGUUCCAGGCCCUUUUCCCAGGUGGGCACUAGCUCUGUGCGGGAGAUCUGGCCGCGCCUGACAGACAGAGACAGACUCGCGCUGCCUCUGUGCGCCAAAGCGCCUCCCCGGUUUAUUUUUUGAGUCACGGCAUGAUGUUUGUCCAUGCGAGUUGCUGAGUUCAUCAACCAUGAUACAGCUGAUGAUAUGAUACCGAUAGUCAGCACAACGAUGACACCAGGCCGCUCCGCUCUCCGCCCUGGGUCGCGACGGCAUGCCAGUGACGGACACGACGAAGAACCCGCUGCUGCUGAACCGCAUGCGGUCCUAUCGGAGGGAAAAAUCCCCCCUCCCCAUACUGAAAAGGCAUGCUGCUAAAAAUUUGUGAUGGUGAUUUGUGACCACAAAUCCUAUCUCUCUUGCAAGGGGGCAAAUGCAAAGAGUCCGCCGCUUUAUGACGGCGAUUUGUAAUGCUGUUGCGCCUACAUCGAAGGCCUCUGCUAUACUCAGCACCUAUACAGAAACAGCCCUACGCAGGCUGAGGCUUUGCCUGCAGUGCCUCGUUGCAAGACAGAGCUGAUUUGUGUACACAAAUCGAAAUCCAGCAACAGAAAUUUUCGCUUCGAUAUGGGGAGGGGGGAUUUUUCAUUUUGAUAGGUCCAACCCGAUCCCCUAUGACAUCGAGCCGGUUGCGCACAGUAACCAGCAACUGGUCCCCGGGAAUCCAUUGCAAGCCGAGAACGUGUUUCUGCAGAAGUGGGAAUCGAAAAAGCAGCGGAACUUGCUGAAGCAGAAGAGCAACCUCGUCGACGAGUCACCCGUGAAGAAAAUGUUCUCCAACAUGCUCUUGGAAAGAAAUAACGGGACCACAAACGAGCAACAGUUGCAAUUUCUGCAGAACCAGCUGGACCCGGACCGCAUUCCGAUCUCCCGGCAGUAUAGGAGGAACAACGACGAGUUUUUGUCUGCACCCGACCGGAAAUUCGCGAACCUGUGCAAGAAAUCGGUGUCUAGGGACACUGCGGACACGACAAGUACAUCCAGAUCUAUUGGAAUUCGACUUUUUUUUUCAUCAGAGGAUAGCAACAGACACAAGACAAACGAACAAGUGAGUUUAAUACUAGCAUGACAAAGUAGACUAAGACGACAAAUAUCAACCAUUCUAUCAGUCGAAGAAGACGACAUUGACUCGGAAUCCUGGUGCGAUUCCGCUGUGGACAAUGAUUAUCUCCUGCAAAAGUAAAAGCGCUCGUACUAAUCGCAAACAUGCAUGUUGGCACCGCUACCGUAUCCAGCAUGACAAAAUACAUAUCUGUUCUCAAACAAAUUUCUAAUGCAAGCUAUAGCAAUUGAAUACCUUUAUUCUAGCGCGAUCAUACUUUUGCAAUGCAUAAUGAUGGCAGCUUCACCAUGCAGAUUGGCAAAACCAAAUUCCUGAACCCGACGAAGCGGAACCUGUUUUCCGACAAGGAAGAGGCACUCCAUCUCGUCGGAGAGGUAUGGAUUGCAAAAAUGUCUGGGUCUGGAAGAUUGCAAACUUGUUGGUUGGUUGGUUGGAUAGCGCCUGUUGCCGGUGCAGGUCCCGCCCUCCAUCGAUUGCGAUCCGGAGUAGCCGGAACACAAGGCCCUAGUGGCACAAUCGAUCGACGAAGCCCUUUCUAACCGGGCACAAUCGAUCAACUUGUGAUGCCGCGCAUUUCAGAACACAGGAAAACUUCUCAUGCAUAGGCAGCAAAAGUUGCCCACUUUCUGUCACCAAAAUUGGGGAUUUGUGAUGCAGAUUCGGCAUUGCGGACGCUUCUCGAAACCUGUGAUGCUAGAGCUUCCAUGCCAGACCUUCUGCGUCAUGCAAAAACAGCGUGACUCUUCCAGACCCAGACACUUUUACACUUGAUAAGAGGGACGGGCGAGCAAAAACGAGGAGGACUUUGAGACCUACAAGCCCUACGUCGCCAAGUUGCCGAUUGCGAGCGUAACCGAACAGGUGGCGCCGACAAGCCACAUCCCGGAGCCGGCGCAGUUCACCUUGGUAGUGGACAGCGGGACGCACAAAAAGAGGUACCGGCUCAAUAUCGUGCCGAAGGGGACUAGCAGUGGUGCAACGGCAAAUCAUGCCGCGGUGAAGAAUGGCAGCAGCACAGCGAUAGUCGCAGCGGCGUAA